AUUGAUUGCGACAUGGAGGUCACAUCGUCAUGGACGACAGGUCAGGUGCUCGAGUUGGCACAAGAAGCCCAUGCACGGGAAGUGCAUGUGUUCUUGCCGCAAAAGCUGACGCUAUGCAAGUGCAAGGAGGACCUGUCCUGCACCGUUACGAGUACGUCCUUGUUACUUACUCCCACAAGCAUGCGUUCUCAUCCUUAUGCUCAGUCAUGUUUCCGACGACCCUCAAGCUGCUUGACGUGACAAUCGACAGUUCUGCGCGACAUGUGGAAGUGUACAUCAUAACAGUGAGUCCGACGGGCGAGCGGCAGCCGCGAUACGUCGACACAGUGCGCGGGGUGAAGUCGGGCACGGACGUAUUCCAUGUUCCGUAUGCGUUUUCCAAUACGGAGGACAUGCAAGUCGCUUCCGGUGUGUCGUUCAAGUUCGUGUCGCUGCAGCCAACGCACACAAAGGAUGUUCUCACGCUCAGCGAACUCAAGGUCCGCGUGCAUCCACCACCAGCUGCCCCGACCCCACCGCCUCAACUAUCCACUGCAACCCCCGAUGUCGCAAGCCGACCUUCCCCGCCCCCAAUUGACAUGGACACGAUGAAAAUGAUCUUGUCCAUGCAGCAAGCCAUGCAAAAGCAAAUGGAAGACAAGAUCUACAAGGCAGUCGAUUCCCGCUUGUCGCUCUUGACCACCCGACUGCAAUCCACCGAAUCCAAGAUCCUAGCGCUUACAAACAACGUUCCACAGGCGGAAGUCAACCAUGACAAGGAAUCGUUCGCGGGUAUCCUCAAACGACUCGCGUCCUUGGAGAAGGAAGUACGAGGAAUGAAGGCAUGCCACGACAGCGGCGAGCUUGCAACGGCGUUGCAGCAGCUCCAGACGACUGCCAACCUACAAGAUGGAGAUGACGUCGCUACCCUCGGCGAAUCCGACGACCUGGAUGACGGAGCGUUGGCCACGGCUACGUCCAGUACUGCCGUCGACUCGUAGAUAGAUAUUAUGUCCUUUGACUUUUGUGAAUUUAUCUGCGGCCCAUGUGUCCAGGGAGCGAUUGGAUUGGCUGGUCA
Molecule: messenger RNA, 1057 nt
Organism: Aphanomyces astaci
Lineage: Eukaryota; Oomycota; Saprolegniomycetes; Saprolegniales; Verrucalvaceae
Exons: 1
Coding region: 30-980 (316 amino acids)
Source: RefSeq, a predicted model, not a curated record